CGCGACCGCGCUUCCCGUCCGAUGCUGGCGGCGGGGUUGAGGGGCCUUCCCGGCCGGGCCGCCCUACUGGGCCGCGGCGCCCCGAGCCUGAUCCCCGCGCGAGGCCGCAAGACCCGCUUCGACCCUCCGGCCAAAUCCAAAGCGGACCGGAUCAAGGUGCCGCCGCCCGUCGACCCGGCUGAGCUGCUGGUGGUCAUCAACCGCUACAGGCAGUACAAGCGGGUGGUGGACGCCCUCAGGUUGGAGCGUCUCCGGCAGGAGGAAUUACUGGAGAAGGCCCGCAAGCUACAAAGCGACCAAAACAGGGUCUCCUUUCAGGAGGAAUUUCUCAAGAAGAGAGAGAUGGAGGUGCUUCAGUUACAGGAAGAAUCCCAGAACUUCAUCACCCUCGAAAACCUGGACCAGCGGAUCGAGGAGUGCCUCAACAAGACGCAGAACUACAAUUUUGCCGUCGAUAAAGAGGGGAGGAUAGUUAAGAGGACGGCCAUAUCGUAGCCCGCUCCCCCACCCCUCUCGCGGGGGGAAGGAAUGUUCCCUCCGGACCCCAAGGUUUGCCGCGAGCGAUCGAGGGAUGCCAUACGGCUCCAACCCCAUCCGCAUCCCUGCUCUCGGAACGGGGAGUGGCGGAUAAUUCAUGCUUCCCAAACUGGCCAAGUCUGAUUUGGCAAUUGCUCCGGUUCUUUUUCAGGAAGACAUGGAUCAUCUUCAGUGAUUUUGGGUGUGUGUGUGUUAUUUUGGCAUCUCCUCCUGAGUUGCUUCUCGUUUUCGAUCUCAGUUUUUGCAAGAGUGACCCUGCCACUGUUCGUUUGCAAAACCGUUUUUGCUCCUUCCUUUUUCACAGAUUGGCUUCGUCGGAAAAAGGCAACGAUGUUUAGUGAAGUCUAUUUUUGGGGAGGUGGGUGGGGAACAAUUGACCUAUUCUCUAGGUUCUCUGGAUUGCUCUGUAAUUAAAUACAAUAUUUUAUUUUCUGGC
Molecule: messenger RNA, 973 nt
Organism: Thamnophis sirtalis
Lineage: Eukaryota; Metazoa; Chordata; Lepidosauria; Squamata; Natricidae
Source: RefSeq, a predicted model, not a curated record